Molecule: messenger RNA, 3181 nt
Organism: Leguminivora glycinivorella
Lineage: Eukaryota; Metazoa; Arthropoda; Insecta; Lepidoptera; Tortricidae
Gene: LBR
Product: delta(14)-sterol reductase TM7SF2
Exons: 3
Coding region: 229-2199 (656 amino acids)
Biological process (GO): sterol biosynthetic process
Cellular component (GO): endoplasmic reticulum membrane; nuclear inner membrane
Molecular function (GO): oxidoreductase activity, acting on the CH-CH group of donors, NAD or NADP as acceptor
Source: RefSeq, a predicted model, not a curated record
GUGUGUCGUGAAAAGUAGAAGCGUGUGCGUGAAUGAAAAUUGUUGUGUUGUGACUUUGUUGUGCGUUGACCUGCAAAAAUUUUUUUGAAAACUGCCUAAUUGCAUAAAAUUCGAUGACUUUAAGUGUACGUAAGCGCUAAUGGCAUCGUGUGUGGUGACAGUGCCAGGAUAAUUUUAGAUGCAACAAGAAGAAAACACCUUUGUGUAAGAUUUUAGUUGAAUGCUGCUAUGAUGUCUACGAGAAGCGGCCGAGUUAGGCCGUCUAUGGUGGAUUCUAGUCCACCACGAGGUAGGAAAGGAGUUUCGCCACCUCGAUCGCCUGCAAGAGGACGUAAAAGCUCGCCUCCUGCUAGGUCGCCCUCCCGCAAAUCCCCCGCGCGCAAAUCUCCGAGUCGUAAACCAGCGCCAAAGUUUCCCGCGCGAAAAUCCCCAUCGAGGUCAACAAAAGAUGCGCCCGAAACUGCUCCUAAAUCACCAGUGAAGCGACCUACCAUACCAGACGUGGAAAUAAAACUUCAAGAUAUUACUGGAACCAAAGAGACCUAUCGUAGCGUCCGUACGCGGCGCUCGGAAUAUUCCAUCAAAGAUUAUACUCCGGCGUUUACUGUUGACUUAACAUUGAACGGGUUGGAAAGUGAGCUGUCGAAAGAUGUUUACGGUCUUAGAAAUCGGAAACCGGUUGAGGAAGUCGCGCCGCGUAGAUCUAGUAGGCUACGGGAAUCCAGUAUCAAUGGAGCAGACAUCAGACGUAGCCAAUCAACCAGUAAAUCACUCAGUAAGUCGGUCAGCCAGUCGAUUGAUACAUUUUCUGAAGGUGAAAAUUCAGAAGAAGAUUACAAGAGAGGGAAAUCCAAGUCGGUGACUAGGAGAUUAGCUACUCCUUUGAGAGACAGUGUUAGCAGACUUGUGCAAGGAAGUAAGUGGGAGUUUGGAGGAAGAAUUGGAUCGUCUAUACUCAUCCUACUGUUACCAUUGACUGUGUUGUCAAUUCUGAUAUCUUGCACAAAAGUAUGCACAAUCCAGCCCCUGAAGAAUUGGCCUGCAUUGAAGAAUAUCUCACUAUGGUUCAGUUUAAAAUCAACUCUUAUCUACCUAGAUCAGGUAGUUAUACAGGCACUGUUGGCGCUGCUGCCAAUAUUAGGACCAAAAGCUGACAGAAUGGAUGAUUCCAAUAACACCUAUUGUUUCAAUGCCUUCUUUUCGAGCAUAAUAACCAUCAUAACACUUUUCUCCUUUGAUUUCUUUCAAAUUAUAGACAGUGACACAAUUUUGAAUGAUUACUUAAAACUGGCUGUUAUUGCAUACAUAUUUGCCUUGAUUCUGUCUGUUGCACUGUUCUUGAAAAGCCGUAAAAGUGAGAACUUAAACCCGUACGGAAACACAGGAUAUGUUCUUUAUGACUUUUGGAUGGGAAGAGAAAUACAUCCAUUCAUUAAGAAGCUUGAUGUCAAGAUUUGGAUUUCCAGGAUCUCCAAUAUAACUGCACUCAUUCUUUCAGUCCUGAUAUUCAAGCAAGGCUUUAAUCUACAGACAAAAGAAAACGAAGAAUUAAUUUUAACUCCUCAAAAUUACAAUGAAAUUUGGAAAAAGUUGCAAUUUCAACCGACCAUCAUUCUGUACUCAAUGAUGCAGAUCAACUACUUGUUGAACUUUAUAAUGAGAGAAUAUAGAGUGACUACAACUUUCUUCUGGCAGUCUGAAGGCUUGGGAUACUACCAAAUAGUUUCCAGUGCUCUCUAUCCAUUCUACUUCACAACCAUCUCUAAAUUUGUGGCCGAUGCAAACAUAACUUUGUCAAACAACAUCCUAAUCAUGGCUGCAGUCAUCUACAUAACUGGUUUUCUUUUGAUGAUGAUAAGCAACAACAUAAAGCAUGAAUUCAGGAAAAACCCUCUGCAACCAAGUGUGAUACAUCUGGACUCCAUGCCUACUUUCCAUGGGAAGAAGCUACUGAUCUCCAGUACAUGGGGCCUCCUCCGUCAUCCCAACUACUUAGGUGACAUCCUUAUCCACAUAGCGCUCGCAAUCCCUGGUAUAGUGUCUCAGCAUUAUGUGGCUGCUGCACCGGCUCUUCUGACAAUAGUAGUUUUACUGCACAGAGCUUGGAGAGACCACAGCAGGUGCCAAAGGCGCUACGGCACCGCCUGGCAGAGAUAUUGCAAAAAAGUACCCUCUGUAAUUUUGCCCAAGAUUCUAUAAUUCAUAAAAGUACACUAGUUACCAAUAAGCUUUUUUAUUUAAACAUCGGGAUAACCUUUUACUUGUUGUAAAAAGGUAUCUUAUUAGAUUAUUUUUUACUUUUAUUUUAGUAUGAAUUUGACAUAAUUAAUGAAAUUAAAUCAAUUUUGGUAUAUCCAUCACAAACAAUUGAUUAUUAUGUAUUUUAGUUUUAUAUUUUAUAGUUUUAGUCUAUUUAUAAGAUGGGUUAGGAGUAAUGAAAUAAGUUAAAUUUAAAUAUACUUGAAUGCAUUAUACUUGAAAACAAAUUUUUGCCAUUUUAGACCACCGUUUUCUCAAAUGUGACUUUUAGCUCUCUUAAAAAUGUAUUUAACUUUAUUUUUAAUUGUCAAUCUCAUUUUCAGUAUUUAAUAAUAUUUCUGUCAUAUACUUUUGAAUAGAUUUAAUUAGUAUUAAUAUAGUAUAGUAUACCCAAAGCAAUAAGAUCAAAUUUAUUGAUGCUCUUUUUUUAAUAAUUGUAUUUAAGGUUUUUGUAAUCAUGUUAAUGCCUUCACUAAUAUAAUUUUAAUAUUGGUAGAGGGAUUACAUCUCAUCUUUAUGAAUCUUAUGUUUACUAUAAAUUGCUUGAUGUAUAUAUUAGUGUUAUUUACAAUUACUUUCUUGGACCUUAACCCUUUGAUCGCCACAGAUGUCAUGUGGUGCAUCGACGUAGACAUUAUUAUGUCCUUGGCGGUCAAAGGGUUAAACACCUCUAUACUCUAACAACUGUCUUCCUUUAUAUCAUUUCACAACAGUGGUAGUUGACUGCCUACCAAUGAUCAAAAUAUCAGUAUCUGUAUUAAAAUCUUAACCUACUGCAUUUAUUAAUAAUUUUCUGUACUAUCAUUCAUUAAAACGCAUUUUUUUUUCAGUGAUCUUGUUAUCUGAACAAUUCCCGUUAAAUUUGUACAUUUGGAUCAUGUCUCCGAUUUUGAUAAAAAUGAUGCUGAGCAAGAUCCACUAG